Maniola jurtina (meadow brown) is the source of this 1067-nucleotide messenger RNA. Its product is annotated as lysM and putative peptidoglycan-binding domain-containing protein 3. The coding region runs from base 173 to 910 and encodes 245 amino acids. The record is from RefSeq and is a predicted model, not a curated record. The transcript is spliced from 3 exons. Lineage: Eukaryota; Metazoa; Arthropoda; Insecta; Lepidoptera; Nymphalidae.
GUGGCAAAACGUCAAAAGUCAAAAUCCGCUGUCAAAUUAAAGAUGAUACGGAAAACAACAGCUGUUUUUGUUUCCUAAUCGUUGAAUACGUGGUAUUCGUACAUAUCAAAGGUAGCAAUUAUACUAUUUUAUCGGGUCAUGUUAGUUAUUAUUAGAUUUAGUGUUAACAAACAUGAAACAAAGGACGCGGGUUCUGCACAGUGGGGAUGAACUGACGUCCAACAUGAACGGUGCUCAGGACGAUGUCGAUGUUCACAGCGAAAUUCAACUGUACAGGAUAAAACCACAGGAUCACUUCAUUGAGGCACAAGUACAAGAGGGAGACACGUUACAAGCUAUUGCGCUUCGAUUUCAUUGUUCUAUUUCAGAAUUGAAGAGGAUCAACCACAUACAUAAGGACAACGAAAUAUUUGCAAGACGGACAAUAAAAGUACCUGUCACUCCAUACUCAGUGCUCACAGAGAUUAUCCCGGCUGCAAAACCUGCAGAACCUGUACCUUCCACGAGCACCUCAACUAGCCUAAAUUUAGAAAAUCUACUACAGAGUCCCGUGCUAAACAGACUACCUCAAAACGACACUGCAACUUCAAAUGAAGGAGACUUCUCUAUUGACUGCAAUGCUGUAGUUUUAAACAGUACUCUUGCUCCUUCAGUCAUACCUUACACAGAUACAGAGCAAAACGAGCUGGCCUCGGAAGACACCCAAUUACUACCCGGCAAGGUCAAAGAACCUGUUGAAGCAGUAGUAGUGAAACAGCUGACAUCACAAGGAGCGGACCUUGGACUAAAGUGGUUCCACCUACUGGCUUUUGUGAUAGUUCUCGGUGUAUUUGCACCUAUUAUAUAUGUCCUAUUUUUCUUGGACAAACACGAACACUCGGACGUACCACCAUUACAUCCAACUCGAUAGAUGUAUGUAAUAAAAUUAUUAUGUAAAAUAAAAGCUUUAAGUUACGGCGACAUUUUUAUACAUAAUUUUUAUAACAUGUAUGGAUGAAUUGUAUAUUAUUUUAUUCUAAUAAAAAAAAGUUGUGAUUCUUAAAUAUAAUUGUAUUGUUGUAAGUGUA